AUGCUGCUUGACUCUCCACUUGUCUGUCUACGAACACUCUUCCUGCCCGUCUUUCUGUUUUUUCUGCUAUACAUUGAGCAUUCAUUCUAUCGUUUAUUCCUCGAGCCUAAUUUGAUUGGGUUAUUCAUUGCGUUUCCGAUAUUCCCACCAGUGACUCAUACAACACGAUCUUUACCAGGGUCGUUCGCGGAACCUCCCUGUCCCACAAUUGACAUUCUUGAGGGCAACACUAUGUUCCCUUCUCAGACUAACAAUAUAGAUAUAGAAGCCUUGAGCGGUAUAUGUGGCUCGAUUUCUAUUGCAUGUUGGGUCGUCGUCUUCUCCCCGCAAAUCAUUGAGAAUUUCCGCCGUGGCUCGGCAGAAGGACUAUCGCUGCUCUUUCUUAUCAUCUGGCUGGCUGGAGAUGUAUUCAACGUUCUCGGUGCUGUCAUGCAGGGCGUCCUGCCGACGAUGACGAUCCUAGCCGUAUACUAUACCCUGGCCGAUAUCGUGCUGCUGGUUCAAUGCUUCUAUUACAGGGGCCUUAAGCUAAAAGAUGACGUCCCGGAACGGGGAAAUGGGGCAUUCGAUGUUCAUGAUUCAAGGAAGGCAACAGCAACAGAACGAACGGCUUUACUGGCUGCGGCUGAACACAACGGAUACCAUUCUCAACAGCCAAGCGAUGCUGUCGACCAUGCUGCCUCUUCAUCCGUACACCCUUCAUCUCCUCAACAUCCGUCUGAUCACAGAAGACAUUCCGCGGCUUCUUUCUUGCACCCGUCCGUCGACGGAACCCAUCUAUCUCCUGCAACACCUUUCAUUGAGCCAUCAGUCAAACCAGCCCGGCCUCCCCCGCGCGUGUCCACCCUACAGGCUGUCUUCUUCAAAACAACUGCCAUAUUCCUCGUCUGCACCGCCGGUGUCGUGGGCUGGUACAUCAGCUCGCGCACGAAGCGCCAUCCGAUUCACGAACCAGAACCCGGUAAAGGCGUGAAUACGCCGCCUAAGAUGGACCUCCUAGGCCAGGUCUUCGGCUACCUCUGCGCAGUCUUGUACCUUGGCUCUCGACUUCCCCAGAUCCUGCUGAAUUUCCAGCGAAAGUCCACCGAUGGCGUCUCGCUACUCUUCUUUCUUUUCGCGUGCAUCGGAAACCUGACCUACGUGUUGUCUAUCCUGGCUUAUUCUCCUGUGUGUGAGAAGGGAAAAGCCCAUUGCCGACCCGGCGAGGCAGCUGAGCUGUAUGGGUGGUAUGUGCUGGUCAAUCUUUCAUGGCUGGUAGGGAGUCUCGGGACUUUGUUGUUGGAUAUGAUAAUCUUCGCGCAGUUCUUCCUGUAUCGGGAAAACUAUGGUGAGAGUGAUCUGGAGGAGAGUUCAAGGGGGUAA
Messenger RNA from Monascus purpureus, 1362 nucleotides. NCBI's taxonomy places the organism in Eukaryota, Fungi, Ascomycota, Eurotiomycetes, Eurotiales, Aspergillaceae. The record is from the annotation of a GenBank genome assembly.